Molecule: messenger RNA, 3772 nt
Organism: Petromyzon marinus (sea lamprey)
Lineage: Eukaryota; Metazoa; Chordata; Hyperoartia; Petromyzontiformes; Petromyzontidae
Gene: ZNF367
Product: zinc finger protein 367
Biological process (GO): regulation of transcription by RNA polymerase II
Cellular component (GO): PcG protein complex; chromatin; transcription regulator complex
Molecular function (GO): RNA polymerase II cis-regulatory region sequence-specific DNA binding; DNA-binding transcription factor activity, RNA polymerase II-specific
Source: RefSeq, a predicted model, not a curated record
AACCACCCCCUCGUGUGCCACUGUGCCGGCCUCGCUAACACCACUUGCCCCAACAGUGUUAAGGCUAUACGGGGUGAUGUUUGUCUUUUCUGGGCGUAUGUUUACAUUGCACAUCGUUAAGAGGCCUUCAUCCAGCAGUGGAGUGACUUAAUGUCUAAGAACGGCACUGCAUUUGGCGGUAAACGCUUGGACGUUCACCCCGUGACCUGGAAGCGUAAAACCACGACAGUUACCACGGAAUGGCGCCAAAAAUGUUUAAUAUUUCACUUGUUUAAUUUAAAAACCAAAGGGCGAGGUCGGCCGGACAUCUCGUUUGACAAUCAACUAUGUUGCUCUUCAUUGACUUCCUCUCCCAUUAUUUUAAUUAUUACAGAUUGAAAAAAAAGCAACACAACUUUCUUUAAAUGACUGUUUGAGACGGCCCACUUUAUAAUACGUAGAGCGCAUGCGCGGACCUUUAAAUUUCCGUGCGCCCCAUUGGCCGAAGGCGCCUCGGGGAGCACCGCCCUUGGAGGCGUUGACCAAUCGCGUGCAGCCAUGGCGAGCGGCACCGCGCGUGUGCGCUACCAAAUGCGAGUGCGCGACCCGGAAGCUCUGCAAAAAGGCGGGAGAAUUUUAAGCGGGAAAAAAACUCUUACCAGCAACGGCCACGGCCGUUCCGUUUCGCAGCAGCAGCACGAAGUACUGACAAUUGCAGCAGUACUGCAAUCGUCGCUGUAGCAACAGUAUCAUCGGCAGCAAUAGUAUCUAGAGUAGUAUUGGCAGUAAUACAAUCAGUAGCAGUUACUCUGUGUGGUACCAUCUGCGGAAGAACUGCAGCUCCGUGUACCAUCAGCGACAGUUGUGGCAGCAGGGCUAUAGUAACAGCAGCAGCAGCAGUACUCUAAUAUUGCAGCAGCAGAAGAAUCUGCAACAAUACCCAUGUCGGACAGCCUCGUGUUUCGGACGCCCACCAAGGGGGCUGCCGUGUCCGUCAUCCGGCCCGUGCCCCGGCCGCCCGAGGGGACCCCGACCAGCCCGGGUCUCGGUGACUGCAUGGUCUACCCGUGGAAGUGGGGAGAGAGCGCGGGGCGCGCCGAGCUGAGCCCCGGGCCACGGCGAGCAGCGUCUCCGAACUUCGCGUCCAGCCCCGACACCCCCUGCAAGGACAGCGGUAAGCGUGGGCGGCCCAGGGCCGAGGUGAUCCGGGAGCUCAUCAACGCCGGCACCCUCUCCCCAAGCCGCAUCCGCUGCCGUGUCUGCAGCCGCGUGUUCCCGCGGGAGAAGUCGCUCCAGGCCCACCUCCGCACCCACACCGGCGAGCGCCCAUACCGAUGCGAAUUCCCAAACUGCGGCCGAGCAUUUGCACAGAGCGGCCAACUCAAGACGCACCAGCGUCUGCACACAGGCGAGAAGCCGUUCAUCUGCUCAGAGCCAGGCUGCGAGAGUAGAUUCACUCACGCGAACAGACACUGCGCAGCCCACCCGUACGCUCGCUUGAGACGCGAGGAGGGUGACCCGGCCUGCUCCGGAAUGGAGGAAAAGUCGUCGCACAGCCGGCGAGCCAACCAGGAAAACUUGGACGAGCACAAUUGGGCGGACAAUUCCAAUUGCUGGAAACCCAAGGAGAAUGGAACAGCCCUGCUUCUGAAGGAGAGAGGAAACGACUGGGAUCUUGGAGUCAGCCCUGCUCGCGACCUGAACUCCACUUGCGACCUGAACCCCGAUGACGUGGCCCAGAGGCACUGGCAGGGGGCGGAGCAACAACUGCCGCUCUCCCCACCUUUGUCUCCCGCCGAGCAGUGGCAUGGCGUCUCAGCUCUUGCCCAGUUGGCAGAGCUGGCUGCAGAAAUGCCCUCCCUGUAAUUAGACGUACGUUAUUUACCCCCCACCCACCCACGUCCAUUUCCUGCGAGCUUCCAGCUCACAUUUGCUAUUCGUUCACAGCAACGUGAGACACGUACUGGUUUUUGGGUAACGGGAGAAGAAAAGCUUAUUUAAAGUGGUAAGCGCAAGUGGCUUGAGACACAAUUGUUCGUCAUGGCGCACAGCCCUCAAAUUGUUUCUGAAUGUUUGACGUUAACAUCAGUGGCCCUGUUCGUUCCUUUGGAUGUUAUAUUCGCCUGUAAUGGAUAAUACCGCAGUCUGCUAUGCUAGACAAGUGUGCCGUAUGUAUUUAUGUUGAACUUCUUUCGCACUGUACAUAGCCAACCGUGUUAAUCGGAGGUGCGUAAUAGGUGGUCAAUGGCAAGAGCCUCAGCAGUUCAAUGUUAUCUUAUCCCUUCGUUAUCAGACAAGGUCACACGUGUCCCGGAGGGGAAUAAUUGGCAGCUUGGGGUGUGCGAGGGUCUUGUGGACGAGCAGGGUGAAUGACAUGAAUUAAGAACAUGGCGAGACAAUUUAACGUAAAGCCUAUUUUUACGAGACGGCACCAGCGACACUCCAGUUUUUCCACACAGCUGCGAGUCCACGCAACGCCAGUGGCGACAUCCUUGGAGCUUCAACUCGUGGAACGCUCGCUCCGACGACGAGAACGUAGUUGCUACGGCAGCCGAAUUUGCAGGAGUGGUACGAGUCUUUUGGCAUCCCAAAGACGAGCAGGAAGAGCUGUGGGCCCAUCUCCCUGAAAAUAGGGGAAGCCGUCUUGAAAUCCUCGCCUGGCGACCCCCGUCGAUGCUCUCAGCAGUCGCCACCUCGUCCACCUCUUCAGUCUCUUAUUGGCUUCUGCGCCUCAUAGUGCGGCUAUGAUAAUAACAAGCACACUAAUAUUGUCACUAAUCGUUUUACCGUAAAAAAAAUAUUUGUACAGAGCCCUAUAUUACACCCAUCGAUAUUCCUCUUCCGCAAUGGUAAUUAUGAUCAAUCCCAUUUCACCGUGGCACCCAAUCCAAAAUUUACUUACAACGCCUACAAACCGAUGCAGCAGCCAUGGUUUAACUCGAAAACAAGUCACGUCUUAUGGGAAAUGCUUCGUUUUAUCCACAGGCUUUUAUUAGAAAGAAGUGUAAAUCCUACGUUUCCGAAUCUAAACCAAAACCUUUUGCACUUUUGUUCUUUGGAGGCCUUCCUGGGUUUUGGCCCUGUACAUAGAGGGUGGGAGGGGGUAAAUCUCUGCUUGUCUGUUUGAUACGCAUUGUAAAUUUAGACCUUUUGCCAAUGUUUGUAUAUUCUGCUUCGGGCUUCUGGCUAUCAGUGACACUAAUUGCAUUCAUUCUCUCUGUUGGUUUGCAUACAGAACUACAUUUUUAAAAGUACAAUAGUAUGUUUUAAGUAAUUGCGUUUUCAUUAACAAGACCGACCAGUUACAUAGUGCACUUUGACGUUUAUUCACACCCUUGCCGUGCGUUGAUAUUUGACCGAUAAGUUAGAAUACACAAGCGCUUAACCUAACUGUAGAGAAAGGAUUAGUGAUAUUAUUCUUAACGUAUAGAGCCAACUUAAAGCACUGCCCUGCACAGAUGUUGCAGUCGUGAGGCUUCACAGCUUCUGAAGUUGAAGUGUGAUUUAAAAAUCAAUAAUCUGUUUUACAGAAGGGGAGUUUAUAGCAGGGCGUUUUGAUAUAAAGGAGCCUGCCAUUACUGCCUGGGAGCGUGUUGAACACGGAGGUAUUCUGUGGAUAUGAUUGAUUUGUCAAGACGUUUAGGUUGUGGCAGCAGAAUUGUUUUGAAGGCAUGGGUCUGAUCAUGGCCACGAAGAGGCGUUUUAAAAUAUCAUUGGCAUUGCCAGCCAGAAAGCCCUCCUGAAUGUGUCAUUGUAUGAAUGUAUAGGUUUUAUCUUAAAUAAAAAAAGAUAU